AAGACGUUAAGGCUACACUCAGUGUUGAAGUGGGGUAAAAUGAGCCUUAUGCAGACUUAAGUACGGUUACGGGUGGUUGGUGUGAUUUGUCCAAUUUCGAGCAAUUUGCUGCAUAAUUAGUUCUGACUUUGUGUGGAGUGGUUCUCUAAAUUAAUUGUUUAAUCACCAAGAUGUUGCAACAAUUCGAGUUAAGUGACGAUCACUUCCAGACGUGUGACACUACAAGCACAAAUCUGAGUACACCGUUCUCGGUUAAAGACAUUUUAAAUAUUUCUAAUGACAGUGUUUACUACAAUACAAACAAUACUGUGAAGAAGGAGCCUCCCUACUAUGGAGGGAAUUGUUAUUGGGAUCCCUAUGAGCAAUAUGGAAAUUAUAACUUUAUUAAUAGCAGCUCUCAGGAUGGAGAUAUUUCAUACGAAAAAUUUGGUAACUGCGGAAGCAGUUAUGAUAAUACACAGCAAGGGCAGUAUGGUUAUAUGCAUAGUCCUGAACAGAAUGGGCUUAAGAAUGAGGAGUAUAUAAAGGUGGAGAGUCCAAAACAACAAGUGACCAGCUCGAAAACCGAGCUGCGGAAAUCAGGGCGCCAACGUUCGAAACGAAAACCACGUGUCCUAUUCUCCCAGGCCCAAGUGUUCGCCCUGGAGCGCCGCUUCAAGCAACAAAAGUACCUGUCGGCUCCCGAACGGGAACAACUGGCCCAAAGUCUGAAACUCACCCCGACCCAAGUGAAAAUCUGGUUCCAGAACCGACGCUACAAGUGCAAGAGGCAGAAGAUCGAGAAGGCGGAAGUGGAUAAAAAAAUGACAGGCGUCGCUGGACCGCUCGAACAGCAAGGGGUCAGCAGUAGUUUUUGUAUGACACAGCAGGCGGGGUAUAUGUUUCCUAAUGCUGUUUCCAGCCCUGUGUAUACUGUCAAUGAUUAUACGAAUUGUAUCGAUAAUAUGAGGUAUACUGACUAUGGGUAUCCUUGUUAAAAAAUAUGUAAAAAAAUUUAACACAGUUUUUAAUAGUUUAUAAGACUUUUUUUAGAUUUAAGACAGUGAAAUACAUUUUCUAAAAAUGUUUCAAAACAAAUUAGGCAUCAUUAACACUUAAAUUUGUAUAAGUACUAGGGUGAAUCAUUUCCGCAAAGUUUUUGUUUUUU
Messenger RNA from Brassicogethes aeneus, 1147 nucleotides. Lineage: Eukaryota; Metazoa; Arthropoda; Insecta; Coleoptera; Nitidulidae. The record is from the annotation of a GenBank genome assembly.